AUGCCACCGAAGGCAGAUCCUAAAAGCAAGCCCAAUGACCCGCGAAGCAAAUCAGCUGACAGUCGUUGGAAUGUGGUCGGCAAAAACUUGACAAGUGCAGUCUCAAAAAGUCUGCCGACUAUGAACAGAAAGGGGGCAGUUAACGGUUCCGUCACGAAGAGUAAUGCUCCCUCCAACACUACAACCGUAAACACUGAAAAGAAGAAGCGACGACGGAAAAAGAGACCUGAAGAGCAAUUCGUGCAGCCCGAGCCACCGAAGCCCCGAAUCGUCAUUACCAAAGAGGAUAAACGUAACAAGACCCUCUGGAGGCAUAUCAUCUGGCUGAUUGUUCUAUUCGCCUAUUCGCUUUUAGGAGGCCUCAUUUUCAGCGCCAUCGAAGGUGGCUACGACCGGUCAUUCCUAGUCGUGGAGUACGAGAAGAACAUGGAUAUUUUCAAAAGGCGUCGUCACUAUCAAGAGCAAUUGUUUAGAAGAUUUCGAGACAUUGACUCUGAUAAAUCAAUCAGCAACAAUCGUCGAGGUGCGACUCUUGAGAACUACAAGCUGCAGCUGGCGCGACAUGCUCUCGCGUGGUAUGAAAGCAAGCUGGGCGUCAUUGUCGAAGAGCCAAUGAUGAUGGAGAGCAAGUGGACGUUAUGGGGAGGCGUUUAUUAUGCAGCAAGUCUCUACACUACCAUAGGUUAUGGUAACUUCUUUCCACGUACCACAUCUGGACGAAUAAUGUCGAUGCUGUACGCGUUUUUCGGCAUUCCCUUGGUAUUUACAAUACUGUGCGAAUGGGGAUUCCUCUAUUUCACAUGGAUCGAAUACGGCUGGAAUUGGGUGAAUGAAAAGUUCUGCCAGAAAAGUUUGCAGCGACAGGUAGAGAAGCGGUACAUGAGAGAGAGAAUUCGCCGUGUUGGUAGUGAGCUGUCGCUACACAGUAUGUCGACGGUACCACUGCUGAGCGUGCAUCGGACAACCAGUAACAUGGUCAAUACUACCGACCAUCAGAUAGAGUCGAACAAGCCGCUAGGUGAACUCGACGUGGUAUUGCCCGAAGAGGAGCAGGCCGAAACGGUGCCCAUGAAAGCUGCACUAAUAUUUUUCUUUUUGUGGAUCAGUCUAUCUGCAUUUAUUGUCAGACUGUGGGAAUACGAAUGGUCAUAUUUCAGCGCUUUCUACUUCUUUUUCACUUCGCUGACUACUAUAGGACUCGGUGACGUGGUCACAAAAACUCCAAAUUUCAUUAUCCUUAAUCUAGCCCUCACAUUGGUUGGAUUGUCAGUCGUCGGAUUGUGCCUAGCGAUCGUCCAGGCAAAAGUCCGCUUAGUCUUUGAUCGACUGAUCCGUUCAAUCGAUUCCCAGUAUCGAAUACGACAAAUCGAUCCAGAUGUUGCUACAAUGACGUUAAUCCCAGACGAAAAAGAAGGCAUUAAACGGUUGAUUGGGGCUCAACCUCUUCAAGAUCGAAUUGUUUUUAUUUUCAUGGAUGAGCACAAAAAAUGCAUGCUGAGAGAUCGAUGGAAGCUACGCAGCGGAAUGGUGAAUCGCAUCACACAGACCUAUCCGUCCAGAGCAGACAAGUAUGUACAAACUGGAAAUCGUGUCUACGACCAGCCAGGGCAAAUUGGUAGCGCUGAAGAGGAUGACGAAGAUUGGGAUGAGGAAGACGAGAGCGACGAAGACGAGGAUGACGUCGAAUACGACGAAGCAGGCAAUCGUAUAGUUCCUCCAAGCACAAAACGAUACAUCUACACCGUAUUCGACUAG
Haemonchus placei is the source of this 1755-nucleotide messenger RNA. NCBI's taxonomy places the organism in Eukaryota, Metazoa, Nematoda, Chromadorea, Rhabditida, Trichostrongylidae. The record is from the annotation of a GenBank genome assembly.